Messenger RNA from Lucilia sericata (common green bottle fly), 1473 nucleotides. RefSeq names its product negative elongation factor E (gene Nelf-E). Lineage: Eukaryota; Metazoa; Arthropoda; Insecta; Diptera; Calliphoridae. The record is from RefSeq and is a predicted model, not a curated record. Gene Ontology annotation, cellular component: NELF complex. The coding region runs from base 105 to 944 and encodes 279 amino acids. Gene Ontology annotation, biological process: negative regulation of transcription elongation by RNA polymerase II. The transcript has 4 exons. Gene Ontology annotation, molecular function: RNA binding.
UUACGUAUUUUGUUUUUUUCUGUUUUGUCAAAACAAUAAAUUUGUUGGAAAAAUCUUAUCAAAAAGUGAAAAAAGGAAAUUUUUUAAAUUAAUAAUUAUUAAAAAUGGUUUAUAUACAUUUUCCUUCUAAUCUAACCGAAGAAGAACAUAUGCUUCAAGCUAAAUAUCAAAAACUUAAGAAAAAGAAAAAAGCUCUACAAUUGAUGAAAGCCCCCAAACAAGAACCGGAAAAGCCGACAUUAAAACGUCCCACAGAUGCUCGUGAUGCUAGGGAGGUGGCACGCAAACUUAUCAAAAGUGGCGCUAUACCGGCAAUACAAAAACAACAAACCAAACAAGAUCAGACUUCAUUUAAACGUCCCAAGGGUCAGGAGAGAAAACGACCAAUACCAGAAACUUCAGUGGCCGCUUAUCAGCCAUUCUCUUCCACACAAAAUGAUGUGGCCCAAGAAACAAUUAUAAGUGAAAUUAUUAAAGAAGAACCACGUAUGCAAAAUUUAUAUCAACAUUUUGCCACGGAACGUGAUCGUGAGGAGCGCGGCUUAAAUGAUAAAAGUCCUUUGGAUCCCAGUCAGGGAGAUAAGCCACGGGCUGGUAAUACAAUAUUUGUUUCGGGUAAUAAAGUAACGGAGGACUACUUAAAGAAGACUUUCAAUGAUUACGGCACUAUUGUCAAUGUUUCCAUGGAAAUUGAAAAGGGACGUGGUUUUGUUACUUUUGCUAAACCCGAAUCAGCCGAUAGAGCUAUAGCCGAAAUGCAUGGCAAAAAUGUAAAUGGCAUUAGUCUUCAGGUGCAGUUGGCUCGACGUCAACCACAAAUUGAACCAAUAAAUGAUGCUUCAUCCUCAGCUGUAUGGUCUUCUAUAGCUGCCAGUAAAUCUCAAAAAGGCAGCCACAAAGACAGACGUGAAAUGGUUCAAUACGAUGAAGACUUUUUACUAUAAUGAAAUAUAUCUUUAGUCCGUAGCGUUCAUUUAAUCUAAAAAUCUCAUAAUCAUUUUACAACAUAACAUUCAUCAUCAAUUCAAGAUUAAUAUUAUCCAACAAUUCAAGAUUAAUAAUGAAAAUUGUUUUAAGAAAGAACAAGGUAAUGAUUUUUUUAUUUUUAUUAUUUAAUUUUUAUUUUUUGGAUGCAAAUUUACCAACCAAUAAUGAAACAAAGAACUGACAUGGUGUAAUUUUUGGGGGUUUGUUUCGAUGUAUUUUUCACAAAAUCUCAAAACAACGUACAUAUGUAGGUAAUGGAACAGUUUAAUCGAAACGAAUUUAUUACAAAAAAUUUCUUAACAAAUAAAAAUAAAAAAGUAAUAUAAUCAUUAUCAUGGUUGGACAUGUGGACUCUCCACGUAAAGAUCUAUACACUCUAACAGGUUCAUCGCUGUGUAAUUAACUUAAAUUUAUACUACGACGCCAUCUAUCUAUCUAUAAAUUAGGCAAUAGUUCAUUUGGAGAAAAUCUAAAUUUUUGUUAUUU